Rotaria socialis is the source of this 297-nucleotide messenger RNA. The record is from the annotation of a GenBank genome assembly. Lineage: Eukaryota; Metazoa; Rotifera; Eurotatoria; Philodinida; Philodinidae.
AUGAAUGGUACAUAUGAUUCAGUUGGUGUUACAAUCACUGAUUCUACUGUGAUUGCUGCUAUUGCUGUAGCUUUACGAACGGCAGCUGCAUAUGGACCCGUAACAACAAACGGUCGUUCAUGGCAAGUCGGCGCUUGUGGGAGUGGAUCUGAAUUGAGUGCUGCUGGUUCUAUUUGUGCGUGCCCAAAUCCACAGUAUAUCGUUCGACCAUGUAUAGGUAAUUCAAAUUUUGGUGGUGUAAACACCAAUACUUGUGGUGGACCCACUCAAAUAAUGUCCGUAAUAUUUCAAUAUUGA